GACGAGCAACUAUUUUUAAUCUUUUCGUUUCGAUUUUCUAAACACACAUUUUAGAUCAGGCCUGCAAAAAGUUCUGGAAUAGUUUUGUUUAUAUAAGUGUUCGGGCUAAUUACGCUUCGAAAUGUCGCUGCUUCGACUGUCACGUUUGUCUCUCAACCAAGGAGCUGAAUGUAGCUUGAUAGCUAUCGGUAGGUUCCACACCGGGCGAUCGGUUUCAGCGCCUCCACAUAACAGCGGAGAUAGGCCCCCGGUUGUUCCUAUGAUUGAUUUGGAAGAUAAAUCUCUCCCAAUUCCAAUCUACAAACAGAAACAAAAUGAACCACUUCAACUGCAAAAGUCUAGAUUGCUGUACCAAUCCCGCAAACGUGGAAUGCUCGAAAAUGGGCUUUUGCUGAGCACUUUUGCAGCAAAAUAUCUUGCAACGAUGGACGCAAAGCAAACGAAACUGUACGACAACCUGAUUAACAUGCCCACCAAUGACUGGGACAUAUUCUACUGGGCAACGGGGGUCAAGCCAACUCCCAGGGAGUAUGAUAACGAAAUUAUGAAUCUUUUGAAGGAACACGUGAAGAAUGCCGAACGAGAAAAGCGAAUUCAGCAACCUAAUUUGUAUUGAAUAAGAAUGGUGGAUGGAAAAAAAAUUUAGUACCUAUUACGAGGGUUUCACAAAACCCUUUGGAAGAACGAUUUGCAAAAAAAAAUUCUGUUCAUGCGGAAAUAGUCCAAAUAUAAAAAACGCAGAAAAUGAAUAGUAUUUCCUUAAGUUUUUUUUCUAUACGCUAAAUUUAUUAAACGGAACGUUCUCGAUCAGCUUCUGAAACAUAAUUUGGAUAGAAAGUAGAAUGGAUAGAAAUGUUUAAUUUUUUUUUCAGUACAUCUGUUAUUUUCCAAGAGAUUUGUCAUCGAAUGUUUGGCGUUCUCAUUACUUUGUUAUAAAGUGAUAGUUUUUAAUAAAUCUUUAAAUAAACCA
Molecule: messenger RNA, 970 nt
Organism: Uranotaenia lowii
Lineage: Eukaryota; Metazoa; Arthropoda; Insecta; Diptera; Culicidae
Product: succinate dehydrogenase assembly factor 2, mitochondrial-like
Exons: 3
Coding region: 122-616 (164 amino acids)
Biological process (GO): protein-FAD linkage; tricarboxylic acid cycle; mitochondrial respiratory chain complex II assembly
Cellular component (GO): mitochondrion
Source: RefSeq, a predicted model, not a curated record